AAAACGGAAAAUCACCAUAGAAAACAGAUAAAGUCUGUUUGCGACGAGCUGCAAAUGCAAUAUGGAGUCUUGCAACUCCCACGCGUCUUCUUGUGUUGACAAUUCCAUUCUAUUAUCAAUUCGUUUUCGUUUGAUUUGACUGCUGUGUCACAUCAAAUCGUUCAUAACCUUGAAAUUGCAAACACAAUGGAGUUCGUACGUCACCAGAGGCGAAAAUUGACUUGCAUUUCCGCGUUAGAAUUCCCAAACAUACACUACUUCAACUGCAUCUGCGUUGAAUUUGGCAGGGGUGAGAGAUGUCGACGAUCUACGACAAUUGGGAGAAACUGGUGGCUGCUAUUCUGAAGAAGGAGCAGCUUUGGCAGUUAUUCAAUUCCGAUUCAGCCAGCAUCAGCUCUGAUUCAUCCGGCUUCAGUUUCUGCAAAUUGACCUCUUCACUUGACGACGUCUUUGCCGCCAAAUCUCUUCCGAGGAUUCAUGUCGAGGAACCUAUCAAAAAUGUUAGUACUACUUCAAAACCAGCGAGGAAACGGGAUUUAAAGGUUCAAGUGCCGGAAUUUCGAUUUCAAGAUGUUGGUUAUAGUAUCUCAGAAUGUCACUGGAGAGUUAGUCCAAGGACGGCGAGUCCUAGCGUUAGCCCAAGAAGUGGAGGGUUGCAUUCUAGUGUGUCAGAGACGAAGCAACAAAGUUAUCCAUUGCCUCUUCCUCCAGGUGCAACGUCCAGAUCUCCACCUGUGUCUCCGACAAAGCCACCUGCAAAAUCGCCUCCAUGUACUCCUAAAAGAGAUGAGAGUGUUAAGAGCACUUGGAAAAAGGGGAAGUUGAUUGCUAGAAGCACAAUAGGAAACGUAUAUCUUGGUUUUAAUAGUGAAAAAGGUGAAAUGUGUGCUAUGAAGGAGGCUCAUUUGUUGCCUAAUGCAGAUGUGAGGCAAGAUGCACGGAUGAUGGAAAAAGAUAUUGCUCUCUUGAGCCGCAUGAAGCACCCAAACAUUGUGCAGUAUUUUGGAUCUGAAGUGGUAGGUGAUUACUUCUAUUUAUAUUCAGAAUACGUAUCUGGUGGCUCAAUCCAUGCGAUUCUCCAAGAAUAUGGAAAAUUAGGAGAAUCGGCAAUACGAAACUAUACUCAGCAGAUUUUAGCAGGGCUAGCAUACUUGCACUCCGAACAUAUUGUACACGGGAAUAUCAAAGCGGCCUCCAUACUUGUGGAUCCAAAAGGCACAGCUAAGUUGUCCAACUUCAUCAUUGAAAUGGAUAUUGUCGGGAGAACCAAUUCAUCAUCUCUUAUGGAUAGCCCUUAUUGGAUGGCACCUGAGGUUAUUAUGAACUCAAAUGUGCGUAAACCAGCUAGCGAUAUAUGGAGUCUUGGAUGCACUGUUCUGGAGAUGGCUACAUCAAAGCCACCUCUAAGCCAAUACAAAGGGGUCAUAGCCAUGUUCAAGGUUUCAUGUCAAAAUGAGCCUCCAACAAUUCCGGAUCACCUCUCAGAUGUAUGUAAGGACUUCCUGAGGUGUUGCUUGCAGUUGAAUCCCCUACAUCGUGCUAGGGCUUCUCAACUCUUGGAGCACCCUUUUGUGAAAAGUUCAUCUCCCUUAAGAAAACAUAUGUUGGCUUCUCCGUAUUCAGGCCAUCCUAUGGUCACAAAUGCUGUGAAGUCGGAGGACAGUAAUUGUGGUAGAAGUCUACAUCUGUUGGAUUCAGGGAAAGUUGUUCUACACUCCUCCACGGCCAGUUUUCGGUCGAGUGAUAUCUAUACUCCAAGGUAUGUUUCCGCCCCUGUCUCUCCAGUUGGGAGUCCACUAUUGCAUCCAACAUCACCUCAGCAAUUUAAACAACUGAAGUCUCCUCCUAUGGUCACAAAUGCUAUGAAGUCGGAGGAUAGUGAUUGUGUUAGAAGCCAUCAUCUGUUCGAUUCAGGGAAAGUUGUUCUCCACUCCUCCACCCAGUCGAGUGAUAUCUAUACUCCACGGUAUGUUUCGGCCCCUGUCUCUCCGGUUGGGAGUCCACUUUUGCAAUCAACAUCACCUCAACAGUUUACACAACCUACGUCUCCUCCUGCCAAAUCCAGCCCAUCCAUGGCAAUGAUCCAGCCUCCUCCUCUUCAUCAAACGACGCGGUUGAAACAAGGCGAUACUUCUUCAAAGCCCCCCUCUUAUUGGGACCCCAACAUUCUCCAAGCAGUGUUUAAAUUCUCAUGAUUCCAAGGAACUGGCAUCUCUUAGAAUAUCUUAGAAACUCAAGAUUCAUAUAAGAGGAAACAUGGUCUCAAGAUAUAGGGUAAAUGCAUAUGUAGCACUUGUUUGAGGAAAUGACAUUAGACAUAGUAGUUACUAAUUGAUUUUGUUGUGAGAUGAUUGAUAAUAAAUCUUAAAAGCCCUAGGCAGAUAAA
Messenger RNA from Salvia splendens (bonfire salvia), 2386 nucleotides. Its product is annotated as mitogen-activated protein kinase kinase kinase YODA. Gene Ontology annotation, biological process: MAPK cascade; protein phosphorylation. NCBI's taxonomy places the organism in Eukaryota, Viridiplantae, Streptophyta, Magnoliopsida, Lamiales, Lamiaceae. Bases 297 to 2195 code for a protein of 632 amino acids. The record is from RefSeq and is a predicted model, not a curated record. The transcript has 13 exons. Gene Ontology annotation, cellular component: cytoplasm. Gene Ontology annotation, molecular function: MAP kinase kinase kinase activity; ATP binding.